Messenger RNA from Penaeus chinensis, 1025 nucleotides. RefSeq names its product vacuolar protein sorting-associated protein 26C-like. Gene Ontology annotation, cellular component: endosome. The record is from RefSeq and is a predicted model, not a curated record. Bases 72 to 968 code for a protein of 298 amino acids. The transcript is spliced from 7 exons. NCBI's taxonomy places the organism in Eukaryota, Metazoa, Arthropoda, Malacostraca, Decapoda, Penaeidae. Gene Ontology annotation, biological process: intracellular protein transport.
AAAACAAACGUUGGGGGCGUUCGAGGGUGUCACGGGAGGAGGACACGGCACCGAACUGACAGCUGACAGAGAUGUCUCUCACGGUGGAAAUACGGCUAAAGAGGCCAAGCCGGAUAUACCACGAGGGUGAUAUUGUCAGUGGACUCUUAGUUCUUGACAGCAAAUCAGAGCUUCGGCACGAUGGCAUCACCCUGACAAUGGAAGGUGUAAUAAGCUUGCAACUCUCUCCCAAGAGUGCAGGUUUAAUAGAGUCUAUCGUCAACUCAUCUAAGCCAAUCAGUAUCAUCAACAAUGUAGUAGAGGUGGCAAAGUCAGGCAAAAUCCCAUCUGGCCAAACAGAAAUACCCUUUGAGCUCCCCCUAAAGGUUCGAGGCACGAAGACUCUCUAUGAGACCUACCACGGGGUGUACAUAACAAUACAGUACUUUUUAAGGUGUGAUAUUAAGAGGAGCCUGUUAGCAAAGGAUGUUACAAAGGCACAGGAGUUCAUUGUGGAGUACAAGCAAGGUGUGGGGGAGGUAGCCCAGCCAGGGUUGAUAAACUUUGAAAUGCGGCCUGAGACUCUGCCAAAUGUAAGAGACAGAGCCCGCAUCCCAAAAUUCCUUGUGCGAGGACACUUAGACUCAGAAGUGUUCUCGCUUUCCAAACCACUGACUGGAGAACUCACUGUGUGUGAAUGCGAGAGAGGAAUUAGCAGCAUUGAGCUCCAGCUGGUCCGAGUAGAGACGUGUGGAUCAGCCGAAGGAAACACAAGAGAAGCAACAGAAAUUCAAAACAUCCAGAUUGGAGAAGGUGAUGUAUGUCGAGGAAUCGCCAUACCUAUUUACAUGGUCUUUCCAAGAUUAUUUACUUGCGCGACAACUUUUGCCCCCAAUUUUAAAAUAGAAUUUGAACUGAACAUUGUCAUUAUAUUUGACAACGACCAUCUAGUUGUUGAAACUUUUCCCAUUAAACUUACACGUCACUGAGGCAUAAUGGAUCAUUUUUACCUGGUAUGUUGAAAGGCUUAUUUUGUAAUGCAAAGU